Molecule: messenger RNA, 1703 nt
Organism: Mesorhabditis belari
Lineage: Eukaryota; Metazoa; Nematoda; Chromadorea; Rhabditida; Rhabditidae
Source: the annotation of a GenBank genome assembly
AUGAGCGACCGACUGAGGGAUGGCCAAGAGAAAGCGUAUCAAAUAAAAAUCGAUGCGACAAGCGGCACAAAUGACAACUACUCAUUAAACGGUCAAGGGAUCGCCUUUCAGUGCUUUAAAGAGAAGAAUAUCGAGGAGAAAAAGCAGCUGGCGGGUGGCGGAUUCGCGAACACUUAUGCACUCGGCAAGAUGGAGUACGAGGAUGGGAAGAAUCUCGGAAUGGUAUUGGAGUACGUGCCGGAGGGGACAAUGGAGAAUGUGAUCUCAUUGUGGGACGGGAAAAAGACGCGCAUCUGCAUCUACUCCGUUCAUCACAUCAUCGCGUGGAUGAACGAUAUCGUGUCCGCGCUGGUGUACAUGCAUUCGAAUGAGCUGGCACAUUUGGAUUUAACGGCGAACAAUAUUCUGAUGCCGGACAAUUGGCGGAAAGCGAUCAUCGCCGAUUUCGGCAUAUCAAAAUUGCGCGGUAGGCGGUAUCCGAUGGAGAAAAGUGGAAAGCACAAUCAUCACACCGAAUGUCCUAGUGAUUAUGCGGCGCCGGAGGUGAAAAACGGCAAUGGUGAAUACAAGAGUGAUGUCUACAGUUUGGCGAUACUGCUCUGGAAACUCGUUUACCGGCAGCACAGGGCUUUCCCACCGGAACGUCUCAAUCCACUGAAUCGUCCGGAGUGUCCGGAUCUGAUUCCAGAACUGGAGAGUAUCCUGAAAAACUGCUGGGCUCAUGAUCCGAAAAAUCGUUGGACUUCCGGAGUACUCUAUCAAAAAGUUCAUGAUUUUAUGGAAAACCUCUUUCCGGAUACGAAUGACAAACCGAGAAAUGAGAUAAUCGAUCGCUUCGAUUUGAAAGCACCCGAGUGGAGAUCCGAUUACAUUGACGCUGAUCCGAGGGGUACUCGCAAAUCGCAUAAAAUCCACCCGCGUGAGAACAGCUAUGCGCCGAGAAGAGAAGAGCAAAGAUUUGAGAUAAGACCGGAGUACCUUCUACAACAAUACCAACAGCGAAACGAUCAGGAUGAUACCAACACUUAUCAAUCCUGGAAAGGAGACAAAAGAGCGGCGAAUUUCCCCUCAAAUUCCUCGAUUUCGGUGUCGCGAAGCGAUAGCUCGAUCGCCACCUCAUCCUCAUCCUCAACCAAUUUCUCUCAAAUGAUGUCAAGUAGCGAAAGUGAGAUGAGUGGAAUGUCAAGUUAUGGAGAAGAAGAGGAAGAAGAAGAGGAAGAAGGGGAAGAAGGAGAGGAAGAGGAAGAAGAGGAUGAUGAGACGAUUGGAUCGAGUGAAGAGAUAACAGAAGAAGAAGAUGGAAAAGAAGAGGAGAUGAGGAGGAUGAACGGGGGAGAGAAGAGGAAUCUGAAACUCCCAAAUCUCCUCAACGAACAAUACUAUUUGCGAGCAUUUCCAAUCUUACCCCAAAAAACCCCCACGAAUCCGCUCGUCGAGUUCACUGUGCAGCACGUAAACGAUCUAGCGUUAAAUAUCGCGGCGAUUGGCAACGUUCGCGGUAUCUAUUUGUCGUUGUUGACGGGGAUGAAUGAACGGAAAAGUGAGCACGACUCGUAUUUGACGAGAAUCUUCAAGCCCGAUCGGCAGAAAGAGGUUUUCCUUCACAUGAUGAAAUGGAACGCGAAACGGGAUCUCCCUUGCCGCUUUAUACGAGUACAAGGAGUGCAAGAGAUUUCAAUUGGUCACAGCGAGAGUCAAUUUCA